Macrobrachium nipponense is the source of this 1256-nucleotide messenger RNA. RefSeq names its product DNA polymerase beta-like. The record is from RefSeq and is a predicted model, not a curated record. The coding region runs from base 113 to 1117 and encodes 334 amino acids. The transcript has 7 exons. NCBI's taxonomy places the organism in Eukaryota, Metazoa, Arthropoda, Malacostraca, Decapoda, Palaemonidae. Gene Ontology annotation, molecular function: DNA binding; DNA-directed DNA polymerase activity. Gene Ontology annotation, biological process: base-excision repair; double-strand break repair via nonhomologous end joining.
GCACGAAGGAGAAGAAGAAGAAGAAGAGGCAUUGUUUGUAAACAAACGUAAGCUGUCAAGAUCCCAUAAUAUUCACCUGACGAAGACUCCCUAAUUCUCCUCAAGGGCUGAAAUGAGUGGCAAGAGGAAAGCUCCUUCGGGCGAUGGAAAUUUGAACGCAGACUUUUGCGAUUUCUUAAUCGAGCUUGCAGAUUAUGAAAGGAAUGUUAAUCGUAACAUAUACAAGUACAAUGCAUAUCGAAAUGCUGCAGCAGUUUUGGCACAACAUCCCAAGCGAAUAGAGAGUGGAAGUGAAGCAAAAAAGCUGAAAGGAAUCGGAGGAAAAAUUGGCGAUAAGAUAGAUGAAUUCAUUAAAACUGGAAGUUUGAAAAAACUGGACAAGAUACGUGCAGAUGAUGUUAGUGUUGCUAUAAAUCUGCUGACCCGAGUAACAGGUAUUGGACCUGCCAAAGCUCGAGAGUUAGUAGAAGAUGGAAUCACCACCAUAGAAGCCCUUCAUGAAAAUAAGGAUAAACUUAACCAUCAUCAGUUAAUUGGGCUGAAGCAUUUUGAAGACUUUGAAAAGAAAAUCCCAAGGGAGGAGAUUGAAAAGAUUGAGAAAAUUUUAGUGAAGGAGAUUUCUAGCCUCGAUUCUGACUACAUUGUUACCAUCUGUGGGAGUUAUCGCCGUGGAGCCAAAAGUAGUGGGGAUGUGGAUGCACUGCUUACUCAUCCUUCCUAUUCGUCAGAUUCAGGGAAGAAUUCCAAAUUGUUAGUUAAUGUUAUUGACAAACUGAAGAAGAAAGGGCUUGUGACAGAUACUCUUUCUAUGGGAGAGACCAAAUUUAUGGGAGUGUGUCAGUUGAAGGAAGACCUUCCUUUUCGACGUCUGGACAUACGGGUCAUUCCUCAUGAUCAGUAUUACUGUGGUAUUUUAUAUUUUACUGGUUCUGAUAUAUUCAACAAGACUAUGAGGGCACAUGCACUUGAAGAAGGUUUUACUCUAAAUGAGUACUGCAUAAGACCUGUGGGAAGCACAGGGAUUCCUGGUGAGGCCCUUCCAGUGUCAAGUGAGAGGGACGUUUUUGAGUACAUCAACUGGACCUACAAGGAACCCCAUGAACGAAAUUAUACUUAGGUUUAUGUUGAUUUUAUUUUUAUAUUAGUACUGCUAUAUUUAUAAAGGCUAUUGAAGUAUUGACCCUGGAAUACUUAGUGUAUUGUUAAUUUAUUUUUCUGGUAUUUUUUUUUUGCUAAAUAAGACGGAUAUUGUAAUA